AUGGCUACUUUGCAUUUUGUUCCUCAACAUAAUGAAGACCAGGUUUAUUCCAUUUCGGGAAAGGCGCUCAAGCUAACCACCAAUGAGGAUAUCAAGCCAUAUUUGCAAGAGUUGGCUGCAUUGAAAACCUGUACCAAAUUGGACUUUUCAGGUAACACUAUCGGUACGGAAGCUUCUGAAGCAUUAGCCAAAUGUAUUACCGAAAAUACCCAGGUAAAAGAGUCUUUGAUCGAAGUUAAUUUUGCAGAUUUGUACACCUCAAGAUUAGUUGAUGAAGUCGUGGACUCGUUGAAAUUUCUGCUACCUGCUCUAUUGAAAUGCCCUAACUUGGAGAUUGUGAACCUUUCUGAUAAUGCCUUUGGUUUAAGAACCAUCGAGUUACUAGAAGAUUACAUUGUACAUGCUGUCAAUAUUAAACAUCUGAUCUUGAGUAACAACGGUAUGGGCCCAUUUGCCGGUGAAAGAAUUGGUAAAGCUCUAUUCCAUCUUGCUCAAAAUAAGAAAGCUGCUUCAAAACCAUUCUUGGAGACUUUUAUCUGCGGUAGAAAUAGGCUAGAGAACGGUUCCGCAGUGUACUUGGCUCUGGGCCUGAAAAGUCACUCAGAAGGCCUGAAAGUUGUAAAGCUAUAUCAAAAUGGUAUUAGACCUAAAGGUGUUGCUACAUUGAUCCAUUACGGUUUACAGUACUUGAAAAAUUUAGAAAUCUUGGACCUUCAAGAUAACACCUUCACAAAGCAUGCCUCUUUGAUCCUUGCUAAGGUUUUGCCUACUUGGAAGAAUAGUUUAUAUGAGUUGAAUUUGAACGACUGUCUUUUGAAGACUACUGGUUCAGAUGAAGUUUUCAAAGUAUUUACCGAAGUUGAAUUCUCCAAUCUACAUGUCUUGAAAUUUGAGUAUAAUGAAAUGGCUCAAGAAACUGUUGAAGCUUCUUUCUUACCUGCGAUAGAAAAGGGAAAUUUACCUAAAUUGAAGAAAUUAGAAAUAAAUGGUAACAGGUUAGAUGAAGAUUCCGAUGCUUUGGAUCUACUGCAGAGCAAAUUUGAUGACUUGGAGGUUGAUGAUUUAGAGGAAGUCGAUAGCGAAGAUGAAGAAGAAGAGGAAGAAGAGGAUGAGGAUGAAAAACUAGAAGAAAUUGAAACGGAAAAACUUGAAAAGGAACUGCUAGAAGUACAAGUUGAUGAUCUUGCUGAACGUUUAGCUGAAACUGAGAUUAAAUAG
Saccharomyces mikatae IFO 1815 is the source of this 1218-nucleotide messenger RNA. RefSeq names its product GTPase-activating protein RNA1 (gene RNA1). The transcript has a single exon. Gene Ontology annotation, cellular component: nucleus; cytosol; perinuclear region of cytoplasm. The coding region runs from base 1 to 1218 and encodes 405 amino acids. Gene Ontology annotation, biological process: nucleocytoplasmic transport; activation of GTPase activity. NCBI's taxonomy places the organism in Eukaryota, Fungi, Ascomycota, Saccharomycetes, Saccharomycetales, Saccharomycetaceae. The record is from RefSeq and is a predicted model, not a curated record. Gene Ontology annotation, molecular function: GTPase activator activity; small GTPase binding.